AUGGUUAUUUCUUUCUCCUCAGAAGACACUCAGGGCGUUCAGAUGCCACAUGACGACGCUCUGGUUAUUGAAGCCGUCAUCCAUAACUACCGGGUUAGGAAGAUCUUGGUGGACGACGGAAGUAAGGUGAAUUUAUUGCCGUACAGAGUCUUCCAGCAGAUGAGAAUCCCCGAGGAACAGUUGGUUCGGGACCAGGCCCCAGUCAAAGGGAUCGGAGGAGUCCCAGUGCCUGUGGAAGGAAAGGUGAAGCUGGCUCUCACCCUCGGGGAAGCACCCAGAACUCGAACCCACUACGUGGUGUUCUUAGUAGUAAAACUCCCCCUGAGCUACAAUGCAAUAUUGGGAAGGCCUAUGCUAUUUGACUUUGAGGCCGUGACCAGCAUAAGGUACUUGGCCAUGAAAUUCCCGACAAAAGCAGGGGUGGAAGUAGUAAGAGGAAGUCAGGAAGAGGCGAGAGUAGUGUACCUGGCCACGGUAUCAGAGCCGAGCUCAACAGGGAAAAGGUUUGACUCAGAGGUCCGAGAUGAGAAGAAGGAGGCCAUAACAGAGCCGGUUGGAGAGCUGGAAACCUUCUCCUUAUCAGAAGCAAAGACAGACAAGGUUUUCAGCCUAACUGAGGAGCAAAAAACUGAAGUAAUGGCCCUGAUCCGAGGUCAUGCAUCAAGCUUCUCCUGGAAGCCGUCUGACAUGCCUGGGAUAGACCCGGAGGUGAUGCCUCACAAGCUGAACGUCCUGCCGGAAGCCAGGCCGGUGAAACAGAAGAAGAGGGUGGUGGGAAGAGAGAAGCAGCAGGCCAUCAGGGAGGAGGUGCAAAAGCUAGAAGAGGCAGGGUUUAUCAGGGAAGUGAUGUCGGAUGAAGAAAAGACCUCGUUCAUAACAGAAGAUGGGACCUACUGCUAUAGGGCCAUGCCUUUCGGGCUGAAGAAUGCCAGGGCAACAUAUCAAAGAUUGAUGAAUAAAAUCUUCAAAGAUCAGAUCAGCAGGAAUGUCGAAGUAUAUGUGGAUGAUAUGGUGGUGAAGAGUCCGACUUUUCAACAACACUUAACAGACUUGAGGGAGGUGUUUGAAGUACUGGAGCAAUAUAGAAUGAGACUGAACCCGGCUAAAUGCGCUUUCUUCAUCAGGGAAGGGAAGUUCUUUGGAUACAUGGAGAGCGGAAAAGACAUUGAGCCCAAUCUAGAGAAGUUAGAAGCUAUCUUGAAAAUGUCUGAGCCGACCUGCGUGAGGGAUGUCCAAAGACUUACUGGAAGGGUAGUAGCGCUCAAUCGCUUCAUGUCGAGGUCGGUCGAAAGAUGCCUGCCGUUCUUUAAAAAGCUAAGAAAAGUUCCGAACUUCGAAUGGACCGAGGACUGUCGAGAAGCUUUCAAAGAGCUCAAAAGCUAUCUUAGCUCGCCACAUGUGCUCAGUAGCCCGUUGGAAGGAGAAUAG
Manihot esculenta (cassava) is the source of this 1428-nucleotide messenger RNA. RefSeq lists its product as uncharacterized. Bases 1 to 1428 code for a protein of 475 amino acids. The record is from RefSeq and is a predicted model, not a curated record. Lineage: Eukaryota; Viridiplantae; Streptophyta; Magnoliopsida; Malpighiales; Euphorbiaceae. The transcript has 2 exons.